CUUCCAAAUUUAAAAACAUUAAAAAACGUUCAAAAACAACGUCCGAAAAAACGUCCAAAAAAAAACCGUCAAAAAAAUCGCGAGGAAGUUGUUGCAGAGAAACUUAAAGAUGAAAAAAAAGAACUUAAAGAAGAAAAACUUAAAGAUGAAAAAGAAAGUGUGAACAUUAAUAAACUUCCAAAUUUAAAACGCGAGGAAGUUGUUGCAGAUAUUAGCACAGAUCCUCAAUUUAAAGAAUUGUAUAACGAUUAUCAACAAAUUAGGGAUAUUUAUUCUUUAAUGAAAAUAAGUGAAUAUAUAAAGUUGGCGUUAUCGGCUGAUUCUAAAAAGAAUCAUGGACAGUUAAUUAUUACAAGGGUUUUACAGGUUAUCGGUGAGCAUUUAAAAAACACUUUAGAAUCCCCUAAGAUAUCUAAUACUACAAGUGAACUUUUGCUAUUAUCGUUACCAAAAAAUACAAGUUACAAAAAAAAACAAAACUACAAGAGAAGUAAUUAUAGAUUUACGUAAUUCAUUAUCACAUGCUGAUUCACUCCUCAAGAGAAAAGAAAUCGAGAAAAAUACAGAUUUUAGUUUUUUUGCUGGUAUUCAAAAUGAUAUUAAAAAAAUUGAUAUUGUAAUUACUGAUAUUCUUUAUACUAAAAAAAUUAAAACGCUUAGAAUGCUUCUAGAAAGAAUUGCUGAUAGUAACAGCUCAAGCAGUGAGAUAAAAGAAAUUGCUGAAAUAUUUAGUAAUGUUAAAUUGGAUAAAAUGAUAUCGGCAGAUUUUAAAAUGAUGGAAUACGAGAAACUUGAAAAACUCAUUAAAGAAUUAAGCGAUAAUAUAACUGACAAGACGGAUUAUGAAAAGAAAUUAUUUAAUGAAAUUAAUGACAUAAUCCAUUGUGUAGAACCUCAAUCAGAAAAUAUCAGAACUGAUUAUAUCACAGGAUAUAAACUAAUGGAAGGCUUAAUCAAUUUGAGUGAAAAAUUAAAGAUUGAAAACAACGUUAUUAGUGGAAUUAAAUUUAUUGCUAAUAGAAUAUUAGAAAAUAUGACUAUAAAAACAAAGUCUAAUAACCUUAAAAAAAUUGCUAAGUUGUUCACAAAAAUUUAUCGUAGUAUUGAGCCAAGAAUUCAACAUAACAAUCUUGAUAAAUUAAUUUACGAAAUUUUUUUUUAUAUUUUUGAAUUUGAAAUAAGUGACAUAAAAUGGAUUAAGAAAUUAUGGGAAAAGUUGAAUAAAAAAAUUUCGUUUACUUCUAUACCAGAAAAGACUUACAAUAUAACAGAAAAAGAAUAUAAUAACCAGCUUAAACUAAAACUAUCUGAACUGGAAAAUAUUUUAAGCCAUAACGCAUUGAGUGGCCAAUUAAUUGAAAAAUUACCUUUGUAUAAGCGUGAUAAAAAAUUGCAAGCAGUAGUAGAAAUGCUUGUUCUGGAUAUAAUGUCAAUUUUAGGUAGCUUAAAGGAUUACUUGGAAAAUAAUCUAUUUUUUUUAGAUGAUAACACUCCUAUAUUAAUUGGAACAUGUUUACGUAAUCAUUUAGCACAUGAUAAUGCUCUAGUUAAUUUACUGUUAUUUGAUCCUUCAAUAGGACUUAUUUUGAACGCUAAAAAACUUACUGAAAAAAAUAUAAUAACAAGCAAGAAAAAAAUUGGCAAGUUAGUAAGCGAUAAUUCUCGGAGGUUGAGAAAGAAAUACGAACAAGACCUAGAUAUCAUUGUUAAUCAGGAAAAAAUGAUUACUGCUUUGGAAGAAGGAAAUCUAGAAAACUUAAAGGAUUGUCUCAAAAAAGGUGCAGAUAUUAAUGCUAGAAGUAUUAAUUCAUGGACCACGUUACAUUUUGCUGCUAAGGGAUCCAGUCCUGAAAUUAUAGAAUUUAUUCUUGAUCAAAAUUUAAGCGAUAAUGUGAAAGAUAUUAAUGGUCAAAGCCCAUUGCAUAUUGCUGCUGAGCAUGGAAGGAAUAAUAUUGUAGAAUUUUUUAUAAAGAAAGGUUUAUAUAUUGAUGAUUUAGAUAAUAGUCGCAAAACGCCACUACAUGUCGCUGCACAAAAAGGUCACAAGGAUACUGUUGUAGUUUUAUUAAAUAAUAAUAAAGCACAUACUAUUGCCCGAGAUAAAAUUGGUCUUUCACCUUUACACUAUGCAAUAAUGAAUAAUCAUAUAGAUGUUACUAAGAUUUUAUUGGAAAAAACUGAAAAUGCUUAUAAAAUGCUUAAUGAAAUUAUAGGUAACUUAAUCCCGUUGCACGCAGCUGCACAGAGAGGUUAUCUAGAGUUAGUUAAAGUCUUGCUUGCAAAUGAGGCAAACGUUAACGUUAUAAAUGAAGAUUUGACACCAUUACAUUUAGCCGCAUUAAAUGGCCAUUUGGACAUAGUACGUGUUUUAAUCGAAAACAGAGCUGAUGUUAACGCCAGCGGCAUAAGUGCAGGUUUUACACCAUUACACUGUGCAGUAGAAAAAGGUCAUGAGAAGAUAGUUAAUAUUCUAUUGGAGCAUGGAGCUGAUGUUAAUGCUGUUGACAAAAUCGAUAAUAAUACAUCUUUGCACUAUGCAGCAAAAGAUGGGCACGAGGAAAUAGUUAAGGCUCUACUGGAAAAUAAUGCCAUCGCUAGUAUUGCCACUGUUACAGGUGUAACUCCAUUGCAUAUUGCUGCCCAGAAUGGUCAUCUGGGAAUAAUUGUUGCUCUACUUACACAUGGUGUUGAUAUUCGUGCUAAAGAUCGAAAUAACAUUACACCAUUAUAUUGUGCAGCAAAAAGUGGUCAUAAGAAAAUUUCUGAACUUUUAAUAGAAAAAGGAGCACAAAUUAAUGCCAAAACUAAUAAUAAUGUAACACCAUUACAUACAGCUGCUCUGGAAGGCCACAAAAACAUUAUUGAUCUUCUAAUAGACAAAGAAGCUGAGGUUAAUGUAAAAACUGAUGAGGGUAGUACACCGUUGCAUCUAGCUGCUCUGAACGGCCACAGAGACAUUGUUAAGCUUCUAAUAGAAAGUAAAAAAACUGAGGUUGAUGCAAUAACUGAUGACGGUAUUACACCAUUGCAUAUAGCUGCUGUGGAAGGCCACAAAGACAUUGUUGAGCUUCUAAUAAAAAGUAAAAAAGCUAAGGUUAAUGCAACAGCUAAAGACGAUGGUACACCGUUACAUACAGCCGUGACAGCAGGUCAUAAAGAAAUCGUUGAGAUUCUGGCAGCAAAUGGAGCCAAUGUUAAUAUCAGAACUAAUAACAACAUGACACCAUUGCUUUCUGCCAUAAAAUAUAAUCACAAAGAAAUCGUUAAAGUUCUUAUAUCAAAUGGAGUUAAAGUUAAUGAAGAAGCCAUUGAACUUUUGUCAUCAGCAGUUCUUGCUAGAUACACAGAUAUUGUAGAAAUUUUGCUAGACCACAAAGUCGAUGUUAAUAUAAAAGAUUCUGAAAAUGUUGCACCACUACACUUGGCUGCUACUAAAGGUCAUAAGAAUGUAGUAAAAGUUCUGUUAACAAAAGGAGCUGAUGUUGAUACUACAACUAUUAAUAAUCUAACACCAUUAUGUUUUGCAGCACAGGAGGGGUAUGAGGAAGUAGUUGAGAUUUUAAUAGCACAUGGCGCUAACGUUAAUGUUCAUAAUAGAUCUGACAAAAAAGUUACACCGUUACACCUGGCAGCAACAAGUGGUCAUUGUAAUGUUGUAGAAGUUUUACUACAUAAAAAAGCAAAUAUUAAUGUUAAGAAUAAUGAGAAUAGAACUCCUCUAGAAUUAGCAGUGGCACAUGGUCAUUUAGAAGUGGUUAAAAUGUUACUACUGCAGGACUACGAAAAAAUAGAUAUAAAUGCUAAAGGUAACGAUGAUUGGACGAUAUUGCAUAUUGCUUCACAAAGAAAUAACUUAGAGAUGGUAAAAUAUCUAGUAGAUGAUAUAGGAUCUAAUGUUAAUGCUAUAAAUGCCUUUGGUUCAAAACCUAUACACAUUGCAGCGAGAGAAGGUUGUAAAGAUACUGUAGAGUUCCUUAGUAAGGGGUUAAGUAUUAAUGAACUUAAUGCAGAUAAUUGGACAUUAUUACACUAUGCUGCAGAAAAUGAUCAAUUAGAAGUUGCGAAGUAUUUGAUAGCACAAGGCGCUGACGUUAAUGCUAAAGCUGUUAAUGGCUUAACUCCUAUGCAUAUUGCUGCUAAACUCGGUUAUAAAGACUUUAUUCAAAUUUUAUUAAAAAAUGGAGCAGUUUAUAACGCUGUUGACCAUUCUUAUAGAAAACCACUAGAAAUGUCUAAUGACAAAAACGUUAUCAAUCUAUUAACAUUCACUAAGAAUUUGUUUAAGGCAGUAAAUUGUAAUGGUUCUUCAAAAGUUGAGCAUUACAUUAAAAAAGGAGCGAUCGUUAACGGCAAAAAUGCUAAAGGAGCAUCAUUAUUGCAUUAUGCUGCGUGGAAAGGCUAUGAUAGGAUUAUCAAUAUUCUGUUACAAAAUCAAGCUGAUCCUAAUCCAGUUGAUAAGAAGGGAUUUACCCCUCUACAUUAUGCUGCUAAGUUCUGUCGCUUAAAAGUUGUAAAACUCCUAUUAUCUAACGGUGCAGUAUAUAAUGCAGUUUCUGAUGGUAAAACACCAUCAGACUUUACUGUAGAUGAAAGUAUUAUUCGCUUAUUUCAAUUACUGCGUGACUCAUUUAAAAAUAUUAAAAAUAAUGAUUCUCGAGUUAUUAAUGAUCUUAACAAGAUAAAGGAUAUUGAUACAGUAAAAUCAAUAAUGAAUGCUCGUAAUGAAGAGAACAAAACUCUAGUAGUUUCUGCAGUGCAUAAUAACUUUUCAGAAGUCGAACAGUUAAAAGAGGUAUUAGAUGAUGUAUCCGUUCAGAUUAAUGAAGGUUUAAUGUUUUAUAAUCGAGGCGAUUAUAAAAGGGCUUUAUGUAUUUUCGAAAGCGUAUUUGAAAAAAGAAAAAAAAUAAUAGGUUCAGAUAAUCCUGGCACUUUAGAUAUU
Temnothorax curvispinosus is the source of this 4939-nucleotide messenger RNA. RefSeq names its product ankyrin-3-like. The annotation marks the transcript as partial. Lineage: Eukaryota; Metazoa; Arthropoda; Insecta; Hymenoptera; Formicidae. Gene Ontology annotation, molecular function: protein binding. The record is from RefSeq and is a predicted model, not a curated record. The transcript is spliced from 2 exons.